UGUGUGCUUGGAGCAGGCAGGCUGUGUAGUGAGUGCUGUGUGGUACUGUAGGGUAGACAGACAGCGCCUCUCUCCCUCUCUCUUUCUCGUCUGCUGGAGGAGCCGGCUGCCUCACUCCCUCUCUCCCUCGCUGGCCAUGCUGUCGCUAGCCUCAACAGCCCGGACUAGCUGAUUGACAGACACUGGGAUUUAUUCUAUCUUUCAUCUCUGAAAAGAGAGUGAGGUGCCCAGGGGAUAGGAGAGGGGGAGGAGAGGAAGAUAGGAGUUUUUUGGGAAAGACAGAGCUGACAUACUUUUAAGGAUUGUUCACCCAGUGCCAGACGACCUCACCCCUGAGGAGCAGCAUGAACUGGAAAACAUCCGCCGGCGCAAGCAAGAACUGCUGGAAGACAUUCAGCGUCUGAAGAAUGAGAUAGCAGAAGUGACCAGUGAGAUUGAGAAUCUGGGUUCCACUGAGGAGAGGAAAAACAUGCAGAGGAAUAAACAAGUGGCCAUGGGCCGAAAGAAAUUCAACAUGGACCCUAAAAAGGGGAUUAAGUUCCUGAUCGAGAACGACCUGCUGAAGCACACUAGUGAUGACAUCGCCCAGUUCCUGUACAAGGGGGAGGGGCUAAACAAGACUGCCAUCGGAGACUACCUUGGGGAGAGAGAUGAGUUCAACCUCCAGGUCCUCCAUGACUUUGUGGAGCUCCAUGAAUUCACCGACCUGAACCUGGUCCAGGCCCUGAGACAGUUCCUGUGGAGCUUCCGGCUGCCUGGCGAGGCCCAGAAGAUCGACCGCAUGAUGGAGGCUUUCGCCCAGAGAUACUGCCAGUGCAACCCUGGUGUCUUCCAGUCCACAGACACCUGUUACAUCCUGUCGUUUGCCAUCAUCAUGCUGAACACCAGCCUCCACAACCCCAACGUGAAGGACAAGCCGGCAGUGGAGCGCUUCAUCUCCAUGAACAGAGGAAUCAACGAUGGAGGAGACCUUCCAGAGGACCUGCUCAGGAACCUGUAUGACAGCAUCAAGAACGAGCCCUUCAAAAUCCCUGAGGACGACGGGAACGAUCUCACACACACCUUCUUUAACCCAGACCGGGAAGGCUGGCUGCUUAAACUGGGAGGACGCGUCAAAACCUGGAAGAGAAGAUGGUUCAUUCUCACGGACAACUGUCUGUAUUACUUUGAGUACACCACUGACAAAGAGCCCAGAGGGAUCAUUCCACUGGAGAACCUCAGCAUCCGGGAGGUGGAGGACAAGAAGCCUAACUGCUUUGAGCUCUUCAUCCCAGAGAACAAGGACCAGGUGAUCAAGGCCUGUAAGACGGAGGCGGACGGCAGAGUGGUGGAGGGGAACCACACCUUCUACAGGAUCUCUGCUCCCACCACUGAGGAGAAGGACGAGUGGAUGAACAGCAUCAAAGCUGCCAUCAGCAGGGAUCCCUUCUAUGAGAUGCUGGCCACCCGCAAGAAGAAGGUCUCCUCCAUGAAGCGACACUAGAGCUGCUCAGGACUCCUCCUCUUCCCCCCGUUGAGAGAGUUUGGACCGAUCCUGCUGAGACCCUGAGACUUGUGCUUUCAGGCCUGGGGACGGGGUUGGGGCUGGGGCUGCAGACUAGGGGCUGGGGCCUCUGGCCACGGUCAGCAUUUCUCUGGGAUAGGCUCUAGCUUUGGGAUUCUACAGGCCAACCAACAGGACAGGGAGCAUGCUGGGUAGCUGAGUUUUUUUCAGAACCAGGAGCCAAAGCCUCCCCCUCCUAAUCUUCCCCCUGCUCCUGUCUCUGUCGCUGAAUGCCCACUAUCUCUCUCUCAGCUCUGUGUAUUUUGGGAGGAGGGGGUCUAUCGCUCUUUGGGUGAAAUGGAUCCCCUCCCUCAAAAAGACACGUGCACACACACACAUACUGAACUCAUACUCUCACACACACCAAUGUCGUACACUGAACUCAUACGCAUACGCAUAUGCGCGCACACACACACACACACACACACACACCUUAUCUAAACUCAGCAGGUCUGAUGGAGUUGUUGUGGCAUCCCAACCAAAAUAUUCUUACUAGCUUUCAAAAAGAAAGGUGAGAUGCUUUUCUGUGUGCUUUAAUAAGAUGGGCAACGUGUGUGUUUGUAAAGCUUACUACUGUAUAUAUUUCCCUCAGAAUCUUGAGCUUUUGGGUUUUAGUUUUUGAUAACAUUUUUAGAAAGACUGAGGGGGAAUGGGUUAUAUUGCCAACCGAUUUGAGAUUUUUUUUAGAAAACGAGAGAACUUUUUUUGAAGUCUUUCUGUCAAAGUUGCCUCAGGAGAUUGUUACUUUGCUCUGGAUCGGUCUGUAUCAGGAUAAACUUAGAGAUUACAGUUCAUAAACUUAGACUCUGUCCAAACUGUCACUCAGUAACCGAAGGAGAGUUAAUUUACAGUGAACAUGUUUGCCAUUUCUUUUGCAUUUAUGUGCACAUAAUCUGUGACAAUAAUUGAACUUUGACAGCUAUAUUCCUCCAUACCUGUUUGCCCCUGAACCUUUGUUCUUCAUAUGUAACCGCAGUUGUAUGACAGCAGUUUGGACGCGCUAACUUUGUUGUAAAAACACACUCAGAAACACGGUUGUUAAACACAGGGUCGUGUUCAUUAGGCACCGAAACGGAAGAACACGGACUGAAACAGGUGGGGACUACCUUGACUUCUCCAAUAAGAUGUGCUCGUUUUUGUUUUCCAUUGCAACAGGUUUUCCGUUGUGUGCCCUAAUGAACACUACCCUGAUGUGUGGUUUGCACAGGGUCUUAUUGUGGGAUUAUGGGCUAGGGCUCAGCUAUCGCUCUUCAUUUCCUGUUGGACUUGGAGGUCCAUUCAGGGGACUAGAGAGUCUGUUGGAGAGAGUGUAUGUGUGUCUGUCAUUCAGUACGGGGCGCAACUCAGCGGCUCACAGAGAUUUGAGGUGUCUGGAAACUGAGGUAUUGUCCUCAUCUGCCCCAUCCCUCUAUUCUGUCCUCUCUCUCUCUCUCUCUCUCUCUCUCUCUCUCUCUCUCUCUCUCUCUCUCUCUCUCGCUAGCUGUAACAUACACAGAAGAUAAUUUUAUGCUAUUCUUUGUCAUUGUCCACCUGACACUCCCAAUUAAAUGUGUCCUAUCAUGCUGCUGGUUAGCUAAUUCACAAAGACAGUCUUUCUCAGUCGAGCUGGUUAUUUUUACCUCUUAAAUGCAACAAAUAUGCCCUCACCUAUCUUUUUAUCCCAUAGGAGCACUCUUAAAUGUCCUUCCUCAUUUGUAGAUACAGUAUAAAAUGCUAGAACAAUCCAGGUUUCACCUUCUUCAACCCACCCUCACCAUCAUAAAGCAUUGUAAAAAAACAAAAUACAUUGGAAUAGCUCUCUCACUUAUUUGAAAUAGGCUGUUGCAUCCUUUACUGUACAUUUACAUUACAUUUACGUCAUUUAGCAGAUGCUCUUAUCCAGAGCGACUUACAAAUAGAACUAGGAAGACAGUAAUAAUACCAGUAAGAUGAACAACAAUAUUAUUGUUGUGGAUGCUUUCGGGCCGUUCCAGUUAAGCAACAACGCUCGCCAGUUCAAGUGGAUUGUCCGUUCCUGGAAUUGGAACACCCCGGAAUGUUUGUUGGAUUGGAUUUGAGACAAAACACAGCUGUUGAUCAGGAAUGUACCACUACGCACCAUAGUGGUGGAACUACUCUGAUCAGGAAUGUACCACUACGCACCAUAGUGGUGGAACUACUCUGAUCAGGAAUGUACAAUUACGCACCAUAGCGGUGGAACUACUCUGAUCAGGAAUGUACCACUACGCACCAUAGCGGUGGAACUACUCUCCCAGCGCAAGACCGCUCAAGUCCAAAUCUGUCAGCACUCAUAAUGUAAACUCCAGAUGUGGCAUAAUUUACUAUAAUUUGGAAUAUAUUAUUUGUUUUUAAACGGAAAUGUACAUGGCAUCACAAUUCCAUCCAGUUUACUGCAAAUGCAGCUUUAUUUGUGCAUAAAGCCUUCUCUACUCCGUGAUCAGUGCCUGGCUGUCUGUUAUUCAUAUGUUUUUCCUCAUUUAUGGAGGCAAAUUCAUGCCAAAAAUAAAGAAGCAUUGAUAUUGACAAAUUAUUAAUCAGUAUUAGUUUUAUUUCAAUGUUGUUUUUUUGCCAAGAAUCUGCUUCCAUAGCUCCAUAGCACAUCGCCCUGUUUUCCUGGUUAGUUUUCCCUAGCCUUGUCUCAGCGGACUGAUCAUAGAGAUAACAGGGAAAGCAAAUAAAACAAUCAUAAAUCUAGACAGAAUUUGGUUAUUGGUUAUUUAGCAAGAUUGUAUAUACUUAAAUGUAUAGUGGGUUUAUCUGUUUUUUCAUGUCAUUUUGGAGUUUUAAUCUAGCAAUAUGCUAUUAUUAUUAUUAGCCAUUUUUCUAUUUGUUUUGUUUCAUAGUGUUUGAUUUGAGGUUUCUAUUAUUGCCAUGUAAUCAAAAGGUGAAAUAAAGUAAAGACAAACUUGUCA
Molecule: messenger RNA, 4455 nt
Organism: Coregonus clupeaformis (lake whitefish)
Lineage: Eukaryota; Metazoa; Chordata; Actinopteri; Salmoniformes; Salmonidae
Product: cytohesin-1
Exons: 13
Coding region: 470-1483 (337 amino acids)
Biological process (GO): regulation of ARF protein signal transduction
Molecular function (GO): guanyl-nucleotide exchange factor activity
Source: RefSeq, a predicted model, not a curated record